This is a messenger RNA of Tetrahymena thermophila SB210, 657 nucleotides long. Its product is annotated as glutathione S-transferase, amine-terminal domain protein. Gene Ontology annotation, biological process: glutathione metabolic process. The record is from RefSeq and is a predicted model, not a curated record. NCBI's taxonomy places the organism in Eukaryota, Ciliophora, Oligohymenophorea, Hymenostomatida, Tetrahymenidae. Gene Ontology annotation, molecular function: glutathione transferase activity. The transcript has a single exon.
AUGAUUACUCUUGGCUACUGGAAUGUUAGAGGAUUAGGAUAGUCUAUCCGUUUCUUACUUGCUUAUUUGGGUGUAGAAUAUAAUAGUAAGGUUUAUAGCACAGCAGAAGAAUGGUUUGGUAAAGAUAAAAAUAACUUAGGUUUAGAAUUUCCAAAUAUUCCUUAUAUUAUCGAUGGGGAAUUUAAGCUUACUGAAUCUUCAGCCAUUCCUAUCUAUUUACUCAGGAAAUACAAAAGAGCUGAUUUAUUAGGUUUUUCUAAUGAUGGAAGCUACAGUGAGAGAGAAGUUAGAGUUGCUCAGCUUAUUGGUGUUAUAAAAGAUAUCUAUAAAGAAACAAUUCCAGUAUGUUUCAGCCCUGAUUUCGAUAAAAUAAAAGAUUAAGCUUUUGCUAAGGGUGAAGUUUUACUUAAAAAACUUGUAAGUUUUCUUGGAGAUAAAGAGUUUUUGCUUAGUACUUUGACUUAUGCUGAUUUUCUCUUAUAUGAAGUACUAUGCUAUUAUAAGUAUAUUUAUCCUUAAGCUAUAACACCUACACUAACGGCUUAUAUGAACAGAUUUGAGAAUUUACCAGGAAUUAAAUAGUACAUAGCAAACCCAAGCAUAAAUCUCAAAGCUUUCCUUCCUACAUUCAAAUCUACAUGGUCAGGUCCUCAAUGA